AGUGUUACUAAACCCCCAGACCCUGCAUUCACUGUAUCCGGUCUCCCUGGACCCUGCAGUCACUAUAUCUGGUCUGGUCUCCCCGGACCCUGCAUUCACUAUAUCUGGUCUCCUUGGACCCUGCAUUCACUAUAUCUGGUCUCCCCAGACCUGCAUUCACUAUAUCUGGUCUCCCAGGACCCUGCAUUCACUAUAUUUGGUCUCCCGGACCUGCAUUCACUAUAUCUGGUCUCCCAGGAACCUGCAUUCACUAUAUCUGGUCUGGCAUUCACUAUAUCUGGUCUCCCCGGAUCCUGCAUUCACUAUAUCUGGUCUCCCCGGACCCUGCAUUCACUAUAUCUGAUCUCCCCAGACCCUGCAUUCACUAUAUCUGGUCUCCCAGGACCCUGCAUUCACUAUAUCCGGUCUCCCCGGACCCUGCAUUCACUAUAUCUGGUCUCCCAGGACCCUGCAUUCACUAUAUCUGCUCUCCCCGGACCCUGCAUUCACUAUAUCUGGUCUCCCACAGUACACUCAACA
Messenger RNA from Staurois parvus, 519 nucleotides. The record is from the annotation of a GenBank genome assembly. Lineage: Eukaryota; Metazoa; Chordata; Amphibia; Anura; Ranidae.